AUGACAACUCUUGGCUAUGGUGACAUGGUACCAGCAACAAUAAUGGGUAAAGUUGUUGGUGGUGUUUGUUCCCUUAGUGGAGUUUUGGUAAUUGCACUUCCUGUUCCAGUGAUUGUGAGUAAUUUCUCCAGAAUAUAUCAUCAAAAUCAACGAGCUGAUAAGAGAAGAGCUCAAAAG
Messenger RNA from Loa loa (African eye worm), 177 nucleotides. RefSeq lists its product as hypothetical. NCBI's taxonomy places the organism in Eukaryota, Metazoa, Nematoda, Chromadorea, Rhabditida, Onchocercidae. The transcript is spliced from 2 exons. Gene Ontology annotation, cellular component: voltage-gated potassium channel complex; membrane. Gene Ontology annotation, molecular function: A-type (transient outward) potassium channel activity. The annotation marks the transcript as partial. Gene Ontology annotation, biological process: potassium ion transmembrane transport. The record is from RefSeq and is a predicted model, not a curated record.